Danaus plexippus (monarch butterfly) is the source of this 553-nucleotide messenger RNA. RefSeq lists its product as uncharacterized. The transcript has a single exon. The coding region runs from base 115 to 486 and encodes 123 amino acids. The record is from RefSeq and is a predicted model, not a curated record. Gene Ontology annotation, molecular function: RNA binding. Gene Ontology annotation, biological process: mitochondrial translation. Lineage: Eukaryota; Metazoa; Arthropoda; Insecta; Lepidoptera; Nymphalidae. Gene Ontology annotation, cellular component: nucleoplasm; mitochondrion; mitochondrial ribosome.
GACAUUUCUGUCAGCAGUCAGUGUUUAGGUACGAAAACAUAACCUCUUUUAUGUAAUCACUAGUUACUUAAAUAUUUAUUAUUAUUAAUAGUAAUAAAACAUUAGGUCAGUAAAAUGAGAUUAAGUAGUGUACUCUUUACUGCGCCCUCAAAUAUAAGCGCUAGACGGCCACAACGGGAACCAAUUCCCUUUCAAAUGCUAUUGCCAUUAAAAUUGAAGAAAAGUGUGUCUGGCAAAGGCGAUAAACUAAAAGAAGCAGCCUGCAUGCAAGAACUAGCGGUUAUGUUCGCUUGUUUUAAAAAAUCAGAAUUUGAUCAACAACAAUGCCUUAAAGAAGUAUCAUCUUUCCAAAAUUGCUACAAAGAUUAUUAUCAACGAGCAAAAGUGCAAAGAGAACAAGGAAAAAAGGGUGUAUUAGUUCCCGGAGAAAAAAAUUUGACCCAUAGACAAGUCAAUAUGCUUUUAAAAUCUUUCCCUCCAAAAUAGUAGUCUAGUUUUAAAAAACUAUAUGUUGUUCAUGCAUUAUUGGUAUUUAAUAUAGAAUUAUAUAAUC